AUGAUCAUGAAUGUGUUCGGAUACACAGCCAUGGGUCAGCUCUUCGUCCUGCUCAUAUUGUUGUUGAUGUCCAUAAUUGUUGUCAUUAUACUGGUCGCUUAUGGGCUCAAUAUCCACCGAACGAAAUAUGCUUCAAUUAUUCUUUUAAUAGAGCGAGUCUACGCAAUGAUUGGAAUUGUCUUAUUUAUCAUAGCCACAGCGUUGGGAAUAUGGAUGGCUGUACUUACAAAGGAUCCUGAAGUCAACUACCAAGGUCGAGGACAUCUUCACAUUCGUGGGCAAUGGAUUGCUGCAGCGGUUUUCGAGUUUCUCAUGAUAUUUUUAUUCAUAGCCGACUUCUUGCUACAGAAGAGAGAGAACUAUCCAUUUACGGGAAAGCAAGAUAAGAGCCGAACUUUCCGGACAAGUAAUUUAGAGCCUCAACUUGAGACAUACAAUGAAACACCAGUGUUGACUACGAAAUCGACAAGACAAGAGAUUUAUAGCCAGCAGAGCAGAAUUUAG
Molecule: messenger RNA, 504 nt
Organism: Cylicostephanus goldi
Lineage: Eukaryota; Metazoa; Nematoda; Chromadorea; Rhabditida; Strongylidae
Source: the annotation of a GenBank genome assembly